This is a messenger RNA of Ogataea philodendri, 1572 nucleotides long. RefSeq lists its product as uncharacterized. Gene Ontology annotation, biological process: retrograde vesicle-mediated transport, Golgi to endoplasmic reticulum; Golgi localization; endoplasmic reticulum to Golgi vesicle-mediated transport. Gene Ontology annotation, cellular component: COPI vesicle coat; cytosol. Bases 1 to 1572 code for a protein of 523 amino acids. NCBI's taxonomy places the organism in Eukaryota, Fungi, Ascomycota, Pichiomycetes, Pichiales, Pichiaceae. The transcript has a single exon. The record is from RefSeq and is a predicted model, not a curated record.
AUGGUGGUUCUAGCAGCGUCCAUCUGCACAAGAGGCGGAAAAGCCAUUCUUUCGAGACAAUUCAGAGACCUGUCCAAGGACCGUGUCACGUCGUUGUUGGCCGAGUUCCCAGCGUUGCUGUUGGACACCACGAAAACUCAGCAUACCACGGUGCAAGGAGAAAACGUUAGAUACGUGUACUCGCCGUUGGAGGAAUUCUAUGUGGUUCUGAUCACAAACAAGCAUUCAAACAUUUUACAAGACAUUGACACAUUGAACCUGUUUUCGCAGACCAUCAUGUCGAUUUUGAGGGUUGUUGACGAACGAGAGAUCUUUGACAACUGUUUUGAAAUUUUGAACGCGUUCGACGAAAUCAUCAAUUUGGGCUACAAGGAGAACCUGUCGUUGUCGCAGAUCAUCACGUUUUUGGAAAUGGAGUCCCACGAAGAAAAGAUCCAGGAAAUCAUCGAGAGAAACAAGGAAUUGGAAGCGGCAGAGGAGAGAAAGAGAAAAGCCAAGGAAAUACAAAGAAGAGAGAUGAUGAAGAAGAACAUGGAGUCCUACGAGUUCCAGCAGUCACAGAAUUUCGUGCAGCCUUCAUACCAGCCGGCCGCGCAGCCUGCACAGCAAUUCAGCGAGCCAGCAUACUCUGCGCCGCAAAAGCCAUUCGCCAAGGCUCCUCCACGGAAGGGAGGAUUGCAGUUGGGAAAGAAGGCCGCCAGCUUGGGCGGCGAGGCUCAACCAUUGUUAAUUUCUACACCUUCUCCAAGACCGACUUCCUCGCAGUCGGUCAGCACUCCCGAGCCGGCUGGCAAGGAGAAGAUUGCCAACAACGGUAUUCUGAUACUCAUCAACGAGAAGUUCACCGGACAGAUCACCAGAGAAGGUUCCAUUUCCACUGCAGAGGUGCAAGGAGACUUGCAAUUGCGUAUUAACGAUCCGUCGCUUGCAUUUUCGUUGGUCAACCUGCAACUUGGAUCCAAAGACGGACAAAACACCGUUUACAAAACACAUCCAAAGGUGGACAAGAACCUGUUCCAAUCGGACUCCAUUAUUGGCAUGAAGGACCAGACCAAGCCGUUUGCCUCGAACGAUCAGCCAUUGGGCGUUCUGAGAUGGAAGUCUGUCUCCAAGACGUCUGUUUCUGAAGACGCCAACACUCUUUUGCCGCUGGUUCUGACCACGUGGGUCAAUAACAACGAGGACGGAACGGUCAACCUGACUUUCGAGUACGAGGCUCUUGCCGAAAAACAGCUGGACGAAGCCAGUUUGCUCAUACCUGCUGGCGAGGCCACCAUCGAGUCGAGCGACCACGACAACGUUUCGUUGCAAUACAUCGAGGAAGGCUUGUUGGUGAAGCUGACCGGUCUGCAGGAGAACCCAUCUGGCUCGUUUGAGAUUGUUUGUCACGGAAUUGAGGACGAGGAGGCGUUGUUCCCUAUGGAGGUUGUGUUUUCGAUUUCCGAGCCAAUCGAGUCAGGAAAAGAGCUUGGAGACGUUGCUGUUGUUUCUGUGGUGAGCGCCGAGUCCAAGGAGGAACUUCCGUUUGAUGUCCACUACAACGGCUCGAACGAAGGAUACUACAUAAUUUAG